This is a messenger RNA of Exophiala oligosperma, 1521 nucleotides long. Its product is annotated as cyclin-dependent kinase 1. Lineage: Eukaryota; Fungi; Ascomycota; Eurotiomycetes; Chaetothyriales; Herpotrichiellaceae. Gene Ontology annotation, biological process: protein phosphorylation; G1/S transition of mitotic cell cycle; regulation of gene expression. The transcript has 4 exons. Bases 232 to 1218 code for a protein of 328 amino acids. Gene Ontology annotation, cellular component: cytoplasm; nucleus; cyclin-dependent protein kinase holoenzyme complex. Gene Ontology annotation, molecular function: ATP binding; cyclin-dependent protein serine/threonine kinase activity; cyclin binding. The record is from RefSeq and is a predicted model, not a curated record.
GUGCGUCUUCACAUUGAUCUCGCACUCUUCUGUGGCACUGCAGUCCUUUUCUCAAGUGCAAUGACCAGCGCAUACUAACAUACAGGUCUUCGAUAUUUACUGCCUCCGAGUCUUGCACACCCAACCUGAGACCCCUCGACAUCCCACGACCCCUUUCUCGCAAACCCAGUCCCGCCUUCCUCGGUCACACACUUGGAUAUUUUUAUGAGGAAGUAGUAGUUCUGUCGCACGAUGGAAAACUACCAGAAGAUAGAGAAAAUUGGUGAAGGAACAUACGGUGUCGUCUACAAAGCCCGUGAUCUGUCCAAUGGCGGCCGCAUCGUCGCUCUCAAGAAAAUCCGCCUGGAAGCAGAAGAUGAGGGUGUACCUAGCACUGCCAUCCGUGAAAUCUCCCUGCUCAAAGAGAUGAACGACCCGAACAUUGUGCGUCUUUUCAACAUUGUCCAUGCGGAUGGUCACAAACUCUACCUCGUCUUCGAAUUCCUCGACUGCGAUCUCAAGAAGUAUAUGGAAGCAUUGCCUGUGUCGGAUGGUGGCCGGGGCAAAGCCCUUCCGGAGGGGUCAACAAUGGACAUGCAGAGAUUGGGUUUGGGGAAAGAUAUGGUCAAGAAAUUCAUGGCACAACUCGUCGAGGGAGUACGAUACUGUCAUAGCCAUCGUAUCUUACAUCGAGAUCUUAAGCCUCAAAACUUGUUGAUUGAUCGUGAGGGCAAUCUCAAGUUGGCUGAUUUUGGCCUGGCUCGUGCUUUUGGUGUUCCCCUGAGAACAUACACUCAUGAGGUCGUUACCCUUUGGUAUCGUGCUCCCGAAAUCCUCUUGGGUGGUCGCCAGUAUUCUACUGGUGUCGAUAUGUGGUCUGUGGGCGCCAUCUUCGCUGAGAUGUGUACUCGAAAGCCACUCUUCCCAGGCGAUUCUGAAAUCGACGAGAUCUUCAAAAUCUUCAAGCUACUUGGAACCCCCGACGAAAACACCUGGCCCGGUGUCACGUCGUUCCCUGACUUCAAGACCUCGUUUCCUAAAUGGCGACGAGAAGCCACCAGCAAACUCGUGCCAAACCUCGAACCCGCAGGUCUCGAGCUCCUAGAUGCCAUGCUCGAAUACGACCCCGCCCACCGAAUUUCCGCCAAAGCAGCUUGCAACCAUCCAUAUUUCGCAGCUGGGUCUGCUGCCUACUCUCAACGUACCAACGGUGUCUCUCGACUGAAUGGCUUCCAUUAAGGGAUGGCAAAUGAGCAAUGAGAGAUGACAAUCAAACGUGAGAUAGGACAUUUGUGGCGUUAAGGGAAGAAGUGCAUGGGAAGGAAGAAUCUAUGCAUUUCGGUCUGCUUGAGUUUGGUUACAGCAAGGGCAAUGACUUUACACAGGUGAAAAGGUGUUAUGACCAUGGCAUUUUCCUUUUGUGUGGGAAGCCAUGCUUCCAGUGCGAUGAGGUGAGCUGACCCGGCGAAGCCUUUUCUUCUUUUUGCAAUUGUAUGUAUAAGACUCGUUUGGGCCUCUUACCCUGUAAAGCUUCUAUCAAAC